Aegilops tauschii subsp. strangulata is the source of this 660-nucleotide messenger RNA. Its product is annotated as glutaredoxin-C15. NCBI's taxonomy places the organism in Eukaryota, Viridiplantae, Streptophyta, Magnoliopsida, Poales, Poaceae. The record is from RefSeq and is a predicted model, not a curated record.
CACAAGGCAAAACCACCCAGUAACACUAGCUUUCUUUCUCAGAGAAAAACAGUAGCUUUCCAACUAGCUCCUUUCACAAUCCAUCAAGAAGAUCGACGAGAACAUAUGGAGAGGGUGACGAGGCUAUCGACGGAGAAGGCGGUGGUGAUCUUCACGCCUAGCAACGACUGCCCAAUGAGCUACACAGUGACGACCCUCUUCUCGGGCCUCGGCGUUUGCGCGGCCGUGCACGAGCUGGACAAGGACCCCCGGGGCCGUGACAUGGAGCGCGACCUCGCCCGUCGCCUGGGCCGCACGCCGGCCGUCCCGGCCGUCUUCAUCGGCGGCAAGCUCGUCGGUUCCACCGACAGGGUCAUGUCGCUGCACCUUGGUGGGAAGCUGGUGCCCAUGCUCAAGGCCGCCGGGGCGAUCUGGCUCUGAGCCUGAGAGGCUGAGAGAAGCAUCAAGUUAACUCCCACGUAUAAGUACCGUUAGUAAUCAAAAUUUUACACUGCAUGCAUGCGCGCGUAGAGAGGUUUGGUUUGUAUUUUGCCUACUAAACCAUCCUCACAUGAGUACGUAAAUGAAGACGGGAGCACCAGAAGUUUUGGCCUCUAUCGAUAAGGGAAUGACAAAGCUGCGUAUCUUUAUAUGAGAAGUGGACUUUUUCCCAUUGCACCA